AUGAUCCUUUUAGGACUCUCCCAUUUUUUAUUCCUUGAAGCAGUCCCAAUUACAAGAACUGAAAGGCUUAUGCAAGAUCCCAAAGUUCUGCAUGUUGCACCGGAGAAUGUCCACAACCACCAGGUUAUCAGUGGUAUAAAGUGGCACUGGGAGGAGCCAACUAUUGCUGAGAGGAUGGAGAUGGAGCUCCAUGAUUACCCUCCAUCUGGGGCUAAUGGUCGUCACACUCCAAAACCACCAUAUCCAUAA
Sphenostylis stenocarpa is the source of this 249-nucleotide messenger RNA. The record is from the annotation of a GenBank genome assembly. Lineage: Eukaryota; Viridiplantae; Streptophyta; Magnoliopsida; Fabales; Fabaceae.